This is a messenger RNA of Gracilinanus agilis (Agile Gracile Mouse Opossum), 929 nucleotides long. It is a transcript of the gene SMYD3, whose product is annotated as SET and MYND domain containing 3. NCBI's taxonomy places the organism in Eukaryota, Metazoa, Chordata, Mammalia, Didelphimorphia, Didelphidae. Gene Ontology annotation, molecular function: protein binding. Bases 1 to 687 code for a protein of 228 amino acids. Gene Ontology annotation, cellular component: nucleus. The transcript has 6 exons. The record is from RefSeq and is a predicted model, not a curated record.
AUGUCUUUGCUGAACCAUAGCUGUGAACCAAACUGUGUGAUUGUGUUCGAGGGACCCAGCCUUUUCCUUCGUGCAGUCCGAAACAUCCAGCAGGGAGAAGAGCUCACCAUCUGCUACCUUGAUGUGCUCAUGCCCAGUGCAGAGAGGCAGAAGCAGCUGAAAGAACAGUACUGCUUUGAUUGUGACUGUCCCCGAUGCGAAACCCAGUCUAAGGAUGACGACAUGCUAGCAGGAGAGGAACAAGCUUGGAAGGAAGUUCAAGGUUCCUUGAAAAAAGUUGAAGAUCUCCAGUCACAAGAAAAGUGGGAACAGGUUCUGGCUAUAUGCCAGACUCUUAUAAAUAACUACGGAGAUCGUCUUCCAGACAGAAACAUCUAUCAGCUAAAGAUGCUCGACUGUGCAAUGGAUGCCUGUAUUAAUCUUUGUCUGUGGGAGGAUGCUUUGCUCUAUGGAAGCCGAACCCUGGAACCUUACAGGCUCUAUUACCCAGGCUUUCAUCCCAUCAGAGGCAUCCAGGUAAUGAAAGUUGGCAAACUACAGCAGCACCAAGGCUUGUAUCCUCAAGCCCUGGAGACCUUGAAACAGGCUUUUGAACUUAUGAAAGUGACACAUGGCAGAGACCACAGCCUAGUAGAAGACCUUAUCCUGCUUUUGGGAGAGUGUGAGGCCAAUUUGAGAGCAGGAUAAAUGGACCAAACCACUGGCCAGAAGACCAACAUUCAGAAGGAAAGAAGACUGACUAUUUCAGACCUUGAUUGUCUAAUAUAAUAAUAAAUGAAUGAUUUUUCUAUUUGCUGUUUGAACCUACCUAUCCAAAAUGCUGUGCUGUGUUUAUCUGGGUGCCUCGUGUUGUCUGUGUGGUUUGCAAAUAACAGGAACCAUUGAGAUAGAAGGAAGCGAAAUUAUAAUAAACAGAAGGUUUGAUAGGA